AUGUUGGUUUACCUUGAGGAUGCCACGACUCAGUUGCUGAUCAUAAAGAAUGACAUUUCGAAAAAUGACUAUCAAAAGUUUUUCUACGAUUAUUUUAUCAGCGUGAAAUUAGGCACUCACGUUCUAUUGCGUGAAUAUGCUUUCGUAUCAGCUACCCUCCACAACAGGCAGUCGUUCGUUAUGCAGUAUUAUAUAUGUUUCAACAGCAUUGGGAAGAUAUACGAAAAAAUUUCGUUAGCAGAGUAUCAUUCCUAUGCUCUGCUUCUCUGCAGCGACUUUCCAAUUUCGGUCAUGAAGAAAAAUUUUGUCGAAAAAUGUCGGAACGUAUUCAAAUCUUUAGCGAGUAAGCACUCAAACACUGUAGUUACUUCUUCGGCGACCUCGAAAAGUGAUGCGAAACUUUGGAGACAGCAUAAGUCGGAGAGCGUUCAUUGUAAAACAUACCUCCAACAUAUUUCUCAAUCGUGCAAAGAAUCUUUUAUCGAUUAG
This is a messenger RNA of Helobdella robusta, 489 nucleotides long. RefSeq lists its product as hypothetical. The coding region runs from base 1 to 489 and encodes 162 amino acids. NCBI's taxonomy places the organism in Eukaryota, Metazoa, Annelida, Clitellata, Rhynchobdellida, Glossiphoniidae. The transcript has 4 exons. The record is from RefSeq and is a predicted model, not a curated record.